This is a messenger RNA of Schistocerca nitens (vagrant locust), 519 nucleotides long. Its product is annotated as pigment-dispersing hormone peptides. The record is from RefSeq and is a predicted model, not a curated record. Gene Ontology annotation, cellular component: extracellular region. Gene Ontology annotation, biological process: response to light stimulus. The transcript has 4 exons. Gene Ontology annotation, molecular function: hormone activity. NCBI's taxonomy places the organism in Eukaryota, Metazoa, Arthropoda, Insecta, Orthoptera, Acrididae. The coding region runs from base 45 to 314 and encodes 89 amino acids.
GGCCGCUCCAGCUCAGCUCUCCAGCUCCACCUCCAGCAGAUAAUAUGACCAUAAUGGCUGUCUCCGGAAAGCUGCUAACUGCCUUUGUACUCAGCAUCUACGUACUUGGCUUGGCCCUUACCAUUCAUGCAACUCAGUAUGAAGAGGAAAAAUAUCAGGAAAAUGAGGUGAGGUACGGAAGAGAACUCGCCACGCUGCUGGCCCAGUUGGCGCACAGAAAUGAACCCGCAAUCUGUGCACACAAGCGCAACUCUGAAAUCAUCAACUCACUUCUUGGACUUCCGAAAUUACUCAAUGAUGCUGGUCGCAAGUAAUCUGAAUGACCUCACACUAAUGGGAGAGACCAUAUGGUAUGCUGACAUAUACAUUAAGAAGUGUUCUUAAUGUAUCAAAACAUGAAUGAAGAACAAACAUGUUUCAUGCGUUGUCUCUUGUCAGACAUUUUUUACUUAUGUUUCAUAGACACAGUGUGAAAUGUACAUGUAAAUCAUGUUGAAAUAAAUAUUGUUAACUCCAAAA